CAGCAACAAUUCAAUUUAUCAUGGUCUGGUGUAGCACAACACGAGUGACGAAUGUUUGUAAUUUGUACUUUUGUACUGUACGUCUGUUUUGCGGCAUGUGAGUAAUGAGUAUGUGACUGAAUAGGUAUUGACUAUACAUUACUGUCGUUACUGUCAUUAGUUAUACAAUAUACCUAAUAGUCAAUAGAACAUACUUGUAAAACAAUACGAUAAUUAUUAUAGUGGAUUGUCGUCUUCUGUGAACCAUGGACUCUGUCGACGCUCUCCUAAGUCAGAGUGUCUUGAAACCGGGUUUCCAAAAAAAUUACAAAGUACCAGUGAAUGAAAAGAGUUCAAAGAUCAUCAAAAGAAAUAAAAAGAAAGAAGAAGCAAAGACUAAAGGCAAAAAUUGGUUUAAUUUACCAGCUACUAAAUUGACAGACAAUGUUCGACACGACCUUGACUUAAUUCGGAUGAGAUCAGCAUUAGAUACUAAACGUUUUUAUAAAAAGAACGAAACUGAAGCAUAUCCAAAAUAUUUCCAAGUUGGAACAGUACAAGAUUCAGCAUUUGAAUGCAAAUCUGGUCGUCUUACUAAUAAGGAACGAAAACGUACAAUGGUUGAUGAACUUUUAGCAGAUGCAGAAUUCAAGCAAACAACUAAGAAACGCUACAAGAAUAUAUUAAUGGCUAAUCCUAAAUUGGCAUCUAAAAUAAGAAAAGAAAAUAGGAAAAUGAAUAAACUAAAAAAGAAAAGAAAAUAAUUAUUUGUUUUAAAACAUUUCUUUUUGUACAUUUUAAAAAAUAUAAAUUUAUAAUUUGAU
This is a messenger RNA of Myzus persicae (green peach aphid), 803 nucleotides long. Its product is annotated as deoxynucleotidyltransferase terminal-interacting protein 2. The record is from RefSeq and is a predicted model, not a curated record. The coding region runs from base 246 to 743 and encodes 165 amino acids. Gene Ontology annotation, molecular function: RNA binding. The transcript is spliced from 3 exons. Gene Ontology annotation, cellular component: nucleolus. Gene Ontology annotation, biological process: RNA processing. Lineage: Eukaryota; Metazoa; Arthropoda; Insecta; Hemiptera; Aphididae.